Triplophysa rosa is the source of this 8391-nucleotide messenger RNA. RefSeq names its product lysine (K)-specific demethylase 6B, a (gene kdm6ba). The record is from RefSeq and is a predicted model, not a curated record. Gene Ontology annotation, molecular function: RNA polymerase II cis-regulatory region sequence-specific DNA binding; chromatin DNA binding; histone H3K27me2/H3K27me3 demethylase activity. NCBI's taxonomy places the organism in Eukaryota, Metazoa, Chordata, Actinopteri, Cypriniformes, Nemacheilidae. Gene Ontology annotation, biological process: heart development; regulation of gene expression. Gene Ontology annotation, cellular component: MLL3/4 complex. The coding region runs from base 669 to 6623 and encodes 1984 amino acids. The transcript is spliced from 23 exons.
AGAGUGUGUGUGAGAGUGUGAGUGAGAGAGAGAGAGAGAGAGAGAGAGAGAGAGAGAAGGAUUGAGUAAGGAAGGCAAAGAGAGGAAGAGAACGAGGGAGACACUCUUAUUUUUUUACUUUGGCUCAAAAAAGGAAUUCUGUUUUGUUUGGAGCUGGAAUUCUGCAUCCUUGACUGUGUCAGCUUUUGCAUGGUGUGUGUUUUUGUUUUGCAACCCUGCCGGUGUGCGACUGUGUGUGUGAAUGUGUGGUUGAGGGGGGCAGGUAGUCAAUUCUGCAGCUGGUUGAAGGGAAAAUAAGAGGCGAGAUUUUGCUGAGCUCGUCCAGCCAACAGACUGAACAAGCAGCUCACACUGUGGAUUUACCUCAGAAACACAGGGAAUAACGCUCAGAAACACGAUCCUGUCUAACUUUUGGAAGCAAAGGCUGGAGACACAAUCGGAUCUCGCAGGACGAGUUUUACUACUAAAGUGAUCCACGAACUCAAAGUCAGGCGAGAUGACUAAAUGUGUUGGUGCUAAACCUUAACUCUUCAAAUGUUCGAGAGGUGCAGCUAGAUGCUUAUUUGACAGUUGGCAGGAGUAGCAGUACACAGCUUCUCCAUUGUGUUGGUGAGUGGCCCUCACUGUUGUGCAGUGGAGGGCUUCACACUCGCAGCUAGUGUGGCUGGAUGCAUCACACAGCAGAACAGUUUGGUGGGUGCAGCACACGGGACCCUUUUCCUCUGGACGGACUCAACCGGGGACCAUGGGCUCCCGUGGGCAGUCGCGCAUGGCCACCUCCCUCCAGGUGCUUACCUGGUGUCACUCAACACCAGUUUCUCCCUCAUCUCCCUCCCAGUCACAUGACUGGACUAAACCAUCCAAGUAAAUUCUUAAACAGUGGUCUCUUACCUCGAGGCGAUAAACAAGACCUGUCUCAGGCUUUGUUGCCAGGAUUACAAAGGGUACCCCCUGCACCUCCCAGGCCUUGGGAACCACCCAGAACUGGCCAGGGAUAUGAGCCUUUGCCUGGUGAUGACUACAGCCGGCUGCACAAUGGCUAUAAUGCAGGACCACCUGCACACCUGACAGCUCGAGCCAAUGAACUACUAAAGUAUGGUGCUCCUCAUCCUCAGCAUGGUUCUAGACCCAUGCCUCCAUUACCCGAUCUAUGGACUCAACCUCAGACUCAGCAGCAACCUAGGGGACCUCACUCUCAUGCUGGGCAUUUAAAACGACCAGGGGAUCCUCUGGGAGAGCACUCUGUCAUUCAGCACACCCCUACUCCUUUGCACCGACCCGUUGAGGAUUGCCCCAGCCCCAACAAAAGAAAAAAGAGCUCUCGGUCUGAGCAGAUGUUUCAUCCAGCCAUGCAGCGAAUACCUGGGCCACCUGUUCAUUUGAAUCAACAGCCAUCCCCUCACUACCCCCCUCACAAACCUGGCUUUUGGAACCCAUUGCACAAAGGAGAAGCACCCUGUAACCAGUCUGAACGCAAAAGUGGACCCAUGGAUUUCCAGGACAAGCCAGGACUUGGAAGUUUUUCCUACAAACCACCUCCAUCUACUAUGUCUCCACCUACUAUUCCUCCCACAAGAGGCUAUGGACAGAACAGAGGUCCUCCUCCACAAUCACACAAGACUCAACCGUCGCCACAACAUGUGGGAUCAGCUUCACACAACCCACCCACCCACCAUCCUACCUACUCCUAUUCCAACAACAGACCUUCAGGCCAAGGGGAGCCAAAGAGUACUGCUCCACAAAGAGGACAUUCUGGAGUAAGUUCUUUUAAAAGUCAGGUUCCACCACCUACAUCAUCACUGCAGGCAGAUAGGGAGCACCUGGCACCCUCACCAGCAAACCACACCACUGUGCCUUACAGUCACCCCCAGUUCCAGCCUCACCCAGGGCUGGUUUAUUCCACCAGCCCACCGGCCAGCAGCCAAGCCCAGGCCACAGUACCUCAGCACAACCUCCACAAACCCUGGAGGAACCAGGUUACACACGGACAGCAUGCAGAGUCACGUAACUAUUCUGCAACAAGGGAUUCUCAGGUUGUUGCUUGCCCUUCCCAGGCACAGAACAGGGUUGGUAAGGACAACAAGGGUCCAGGAACCCCCCACCGUGUGAGCCCCCCUCAGGCUCCUGCUCGAGCACCUGUAAUUACCCCGAACCUGGAGACUCCCUAUCCAUCUCACUCCCUUGAAUUGUACAGAAAUGGUGAAAGCAUUGCUUCAUUGAGUUCAGCACCCUCUACCACCUGCUCCAACCAUAUCGCUUUGAGUAGCUGGAGAGCCACAGAUUCUUCAGUGCUAAUCUCAAACCCAAACCAUGUAUCCAUGAUUAAUCCAAGCGUACCAUGUCCAAAGUAUCAGGAUGUCCACUCUGGUAUUGGAACCCAACCACAACCACACAGAGUGGCACAAUCUCAGAUUCAGCAGUCCACUCUUUCCCACCCAGGACAGAAUAGACCUAAUUACACCCCACUGUCCUCAGCUUCCUCCACCCUAAACUCAGGGCAUCAAAUAUCAGGAGAGAGCGUCAUCACCAGCAAUACCUCGAACACUCUCCCAAAGGCAGUCAGUUCACCCCGACAACACCCUCAACCUCAAAAGCAUGUAACAGUCAAUUCAGCUCUUCAGCCAGUAUCUAACUGUUCAUACACCACAGUGCCCAUCCAAAAGCCCGUCUCGGAUUCUCAGGCAGCUACUGUUCCAGCCUCAGUCCACCAAAGGCCCUGUUUGCAACCUGCUGCCCCAAGCCCCCAGUCUAUUGCUGAUGCUUUAAGCAAACUUGAUGCAAAGCUGCAGGGUCACAUGCAAGCGGAGAAGAAAAGAAAACAGGAGGAGGAGUGGAAACGGAAUCCAGAAAGACAGAAAGUGGAGACAAAGCCACACAAUGAAUCAGCCAUCAAUGAAUCGGCCAUCAAAAGUCUGGAGCGUUUUCUAUCCGGUAGUGUGCCUGAGCCUCCACCUCCUCGCCUGUCUCCUGCCAAUGCACCCUCCUCCAUUUCGCCUCCUAGGCAGAAUUCCCUUCCCUAUCCCUGGUUGAGUCGAGGUGGAAUGCCACCACGUCCUACUGGAACUGCAACAACUCUUCUGGAAAGAUCCCAACCACCACCUCUCACACCCCAGACUGAAUAUGCCCGUGAGAAGCAAAGACAGAGAGAGAAGCGGAAAACUGGUGCAUCCUUCACUGCCCCAUCACAGAAUUCCAAUGACAUUCCCAUCCUCCCCUCUGACAACCAGAACCACACAAAUCAAUCCAAAUCGGACACAUCCAAAGACACUACCAUGUUAAAAACCUCUCAUAAUGUUGGAAUUAUGGAUGCUUUGCCCAACCCCCCAACUCUGCGAGAGCCACCUAAACUUUAUCAGGCUUUCCCCAAGCAUGCUCAGUCUUCAUGCAUAUUGGUCAGCACAAAUGCAAACGGCCUUCAAAGACAUAUGCCUAGUACGGGGCUUGGAAGUCUUGGUAGCAGUUCAAACAGCUGCAGCGGUGACUCUGAUGGUGCACAAUUUGAGGAGGAACCUUCCGAGCUCUUGCCUGAUGGAUUAGCUAACAUUAUGAAGAUGUUGGAUGAGUCCAUUAAGAAAGAAGAGGAGUUGUAUUCUGGUCAGAGUGGAGAACAAGCUGUACCAGAACAUCCGUUUUCUAUCAAUGUAGCUCCAUUAAAAAGUUACUUAUGCGCUCCAGACCUCAUGCCUGCCCUAAAGCAAUCUCCGACUGGGGAUUAUCAGCAGGACAGCCAUUCAAGUCCACCUGUAUUGAGCCGGCAAGGUUCACUGGCAUCUCCUUGCAGCCGUACUUCCUCACUUGAGGAAGAUGAUGAAGUUCUAAAGGUGAUUCCCAAGCCUGCUGCCGCUAGUAUGCAGUCCCAAGAAAACAGUCUGGCCACAUCAGGUACAAACUAUCGCCACAGUGACUUGGCUAAGCUGUAUGGACUUCCAGAGGCAGAAAAAAGUGAGUGUGAGGAUGAUGAAGAUGCAGAUCAAGAUGAUGAAACUCCAUCUUGUUCACCACCUCAGCGGCCACACCUUCAUCAAACGGGUGUGAACAGCAUGUUUAAAAACCUUGCUUCUGUUCUUGAGAGCCAGAAAUACACCUACCGUGGUGGGCCCUUUGGUCGCCCUCCUCCCUCAGCUUUUGUGGGAGUUAAGUACUCUUCUUCUCUUUCUCUGGGGCCUGACAUUUGCCGUCAACAACAAAGCACUUCCCCGACAUCAGGUUUAGCCAGUCAUCCAGGCUUUAGCAGUCCAAACCAAACAUCUGCCAGUAGUAACUCUGAUCAACCUCGCCCAUUCUCACCCACAGAAUGGGCAUCAGAGAGGAGGCUAAGUCGGUCAAUCAAUUAUUUGGUCAACGAUGAUGAAACCACAGGAAAGAAGGACACUGGAACAGCCAAGGAGUUGGUCGAGUUAUUGGAAGAACGACCAAAGCUGACCACCAUCUCCGAGGCUUCACUUGCUGAACUUGGUCAUAGCUAUGAGGUGAACCAACACGUGCUUCCUUCUAAGGACCACUUAAAGGCAGACUUGCAGGAGGUGUGCAAACCCAAUAAGGAAAAGGACAGACACAGAGACCGAGAACGAGAAAGGAAACACAAACACAGUAGCAAGAAACACGAGGAAAGGAAAGAGAGGAGAAAAAGGCACAGGGAAAAGCAAGAUGAUGCAUCCCUUUCUUCUUCAUCAUCUUCCAGCUCCAGUCGACGGCACAAGGAGCACAAGGAAAAGAAGAGCAGGCAGGUGCUAGGUAACCUGGACCUUCAGAGUAAGGAGUUUAUGGAGAAGGAGCAUGAGCAUGAGAGUGACCGAGACAAGAAGAGAAGGAAAGAGGAAUGUAGUCGCCCCCAGAAUGAAGUGGAAGAGUGGGCGCGGAGUGAAGACAGUAACAGUGGCUAUUCCUCCGAUGUCCCAUCGGCUUCAUCAGCAUUAUGUUCUGAAGACUUGCAGAAACUAAAGGCAUUGACAGAUGGACCACCCAAAGAACUGAAAAUCCGCCUCAUAAAGGUGGAAAGCGGAGACAGGGAGACGUUCAUUGCAUCAGAGGUGGAGGAAAGGAGGAUUCCUCUGGAGGAGAUCACCAUAAAGAACACAGCUAGUGAAAUCAUCAGAGCAUGCAAGGGAGCUCGCAUGAAGGGGAAGUUUAGGGAAUCUUACCUCCUACCUGCCUUUUCGGUCAAACCAGUUUUGACCAUAGAGCAUCCCAUCCCUCGAGAGAAGCUGAACCCUCCCACACCGAGUAUCUAUUUGGAGAGUAAGAGAGAUGCAUUUUCUCCAGUGCUGCUGCAGUUCUGCACUGAUUCUAAGAACCCCAUCACUGUCAUCAGGGGACUAGCAGGUUCCCUUAGACUGAAUCUGGGCCUGUUUUCCACUAAGUCUUUGGUGGAGGCAAACUCAGAGCAUGCAGUGGAAGUGCGGACUCAGGUCCAGCAGCCAGCAGAUGAGAACUGGGAUCCCAGCGGCACUGGCCAGAUCUGGCCCUGUGAGAGCAGCAGGUCGCAUACAACGAUAGCCAAGUACGCUCAGUACCAGGCCUCCAGCUUCCAAGAGAGCUUACAGGAAGAGAAGGGCAGUGAUGAGGAUGAUGAAGAUGAGAAACCAGCCACUAACUCUGAGAGCACAACCAGUAUCUCUGCUCCCAGCUCCAGUAAUACAGACCAGAAACCUGUUGGAAAAAUAAUUAAAUUUGGCACCAACAUCGACCUGUCUGAUCCUAAAAGAUGGAAGCCACAGCUGCAGGAACUGCAAAAGCUACCAGCGUUUAUGCGUGUGUCCUCCAGUGGGAAUAUGCUGAGUCAUGUUGGCCACACUAUUCUUGGAAUGAAUACAGUACAGCUCUACAUGAAGGUCCCUGGAUGCCGCACACCAGGACACCAGGAAAACAACAACUUCUGUUCUGUGAAUAUCAAUAUCGGGCCUGGUGACUGUGAGUGGUUUGCUGUACACAAUAACUACUGGAAGGCCAUCAGUGAUUUUUGUGAAAAGCAUGGAGUGGACUACCUAACAGGAUCAUGGUGGCCGGUUUUGGAUGACCUGUACCGCUCAAAUAUACCUGUGUACCGGUUCAUCCAGAGGCCAGGAGACCUGGUAUGGAUUAAUGCAGGCACUGUACACUGGGUUCAGGCUGUAGGCUGGUGCAACAACAUUGCUUGGAACGUGGGACCUCUUAACGCAUAUCAGUACCAGUUGGCUUUGGAAAGAUUUGAGUGGAAUGAGGUAAAGAACGUGAAGUCCAUCGUUCCCAUGAUUCAUGUGUCCUGGAACGUUGCUCGCACUGUCAAAAUCAGCGACCCAGACACUUACAAGAUGAUCAAACACUGUCUCCUCCGGUCUAUUAAGCACAUUCAGAUACUGAGAGACCAGCUGGUGGCAGCAGGGAAGAAGAUCUCCUACCAGAGUAGAGUGAAGGAUGAGCCGGCCUACUACUGUAAUGAGUGUGAUGUGGAGGUGUUUAACCUGCUGUUUGUGACCAGUGAGAAUGGCAGUCGAAAGACGUAUGUGGUGCACUGUGAGGACUGUGCACGAAAAUGCAGCACUAACCUCUCUAACAUCGUAGUGCUGGAGCAAUACCGCAUUGAAGAGCUGAUGAACGUGUAUGACUCUUUCAUCCUGGCCGCCACCAUUCCCAGCUCGCGAUGAGGACAACUCACCCUUUCCCUCACACAGCCAUAACCAAAACUCCUGCUCGCAGGACAAGAUUUUUUUUCUUAUCCAACCGUAAAUUUACUACUAUUGCUAUUUGUUGAACAGCCAAUGGAAAACCAGUUUACUUAGCAUUGUUUACAGAACCAAUUAGCCAAUAAGAUGGCCUUGUCUCUGAAUGGCUCUAAUAGACUUUUAAUGGAACACAGUUUGGUGCUUACAGCAGUGGAGUUGAUGUGACCAUGUCAUUUGUGGCAUGUGAGUUUUCUUUCAUGUUGCUCUUUUUUUUGUCUUGAAUAUUGAAAUGCGUAAAUGCUCUUUGUACUUUUCGUGGGGUGCUUUUUUCUCUAAUAAUUUAUUAUUUUUGAAACUAGAACAGCCUAGAUAUAUACCACAUUGGCCUUGUGACUUGUAUUUAGUGAAGAGAUAAAAAUUAAUAAUACUAAUUAUAGAGCUAUGGACAUUUUUCUAAAGCAUUAAGAAUUAAAAGAAAUACAAUUGUUCAGAAUGCUUCAAAACAUACGGGUUUUAAAGACUUUUUCAGUUUUAGUUAGUAUGAAAUGUUGUGCAUUUCUCACCAUCAGGACAAACAUUUUAUGAUUACAUUUUUAAAAUCACUCAUCUGCAUUUUGUUAGAGCAGAAUUGUUCAAUUUAUCCAUUUUGUCAGUGAAUUGUUUCUCACCUCUAUACAGAUGUAUUUUCUUUUUGAAUUUUCUAAAAAAAAAAAAUGUACAUUUUUUAUUUAAUUUUUUUCUAUUUAUUGUUAUAUAGUAUGUUCUCCCCUGCAUCAUUAUGGUUAUCCGAGAUGUUUUGAUUGUAUUCUCAUUUCUCUGUAAUGUUUUAAAGGGACUAAGAUGGUUCUGAUAUUUUUUGUCUUGGUGCUUUUUUCCCUUUAAUUAUUUUUAUAUAACUAUACAUUGAAUCUCUCAAUUGACUUUAUGCCCACAAAGAUUGUUGAGCACAGACAGGUGAAAUUUGAAUCAAGUUGUCUUUUGUACACAAAUGUUUUAAAGACAUUUUCUCCACUCACAAGUAAGAAACAUAAUCGCAGAUACAUGUUUACCUUGUCAGGGUAAGUUGCUUUGGACAAAGCAAAAGACUAAAACCAGGGGCAAUUUUCUUCUUUCUUUUCAGAUUAGACCCGUCUCUGACUCUUUUUACAAUGGUGACUAUUAUGUUGGUUUUGAUACCAAUGUGACACAUUUAGUGGCGCUUCUGUCCUGUUGUAAAGGCUGUUCAUUUGAGGACACGUUUUGUCAUGCUGACUACAGCAGGCAUAAUCUUUCGACAUACACAGUAUACAUUUGUUGGCUACAGGGGCUGUCAUGCCAAUAUUGAGGCAUUUAUGGCGUAAAUCAAGUUGAACUGUAAUUUCUGUGGCAUUUUACUGGAAUGAGUAACAGUUCGAAAGGGGAUUUAAAUGCAUUAUCAUUUUGAUUUGUAUACUGUAAUUUUUACCAAACUUUAGAGACGUAAGCUUAAAAUAAUUCAUGUAUUAUCAGGAAAACGGUGGUUUUAAUUAUGCUAUAAAUGGUGCCGAGUUCUUUUUGAGCUACUCUCUUGGUUUUUUUUAGAAUUAUUUUUCCUGUUGCAAUAUACACUUUCUCCAUUUUUUUUAUUUUUUGUUUGUGGUUAUUUAAAAUCUGCACUGUUUUGAAAUUCACACACGAAGCAAACUGAGCCAGACAUGUCUUAAACACUUCGUGAAUUCGUGUGACAUUGAUAUGAUUAUUCUGAAUAUUAAAUGCUUUUGAUAAACUUUGA